This is a messenger RNA of Fimicolochytrium jonesii, 1475 nucleotides long. RefSeq lists its product as uncharacterized. Bases 144 to 1346 code for a protein of 400 amino acids. The record is from RefSeq and is a predicted model, not a curated record. NCBI's taxonomy places the organism in Eukaryota, Fungi, Chytridiomycota, Chytridiomycetes, Spizellomycetales, Powellomycetaceae. The transcript has a single exon.
AACGCAUCUUGAAAGCCUUCACCAAAAGUUCCCGCCUCAACCGCCGACUUUCCGUCAAGAAGUUACUCCUGCUCUCCGUAAAGCCUCAAUCGAAGAAACUUACUCACUCAUCCGUAUUUCUGGAAAGUCAAGCGCGACAGAGCAUGAAGUGCUCGUCGGUCCCAUUGCUGCUUCUCAAUGGGCUCCUCUUCGCAGCAGAGGGUCUCGCGGCUCCAUCCGUACACAUGCGACCGAAACGGCGACAGCUCGCACCCAUCGUCGGCGCAGUCGUCUCGUCUCUGCCUAUAGCUCUUCCUCCAGUAGUCUCGCCUCUGGUUGCCGUCAACCCCUCGGCUGCUGCACCAGCCGUUACGGAUGGGGCACGGACUGUAUUACAGGGGCCCACGCCGACCGCCGCUGCUCCAGAUUCAGCGCGGGCUCCAUCAAGUGCUGCGGCUGCGACAACCGCUCCUGCAGCAUCUACGGCCAUCGCACAGCAGCAGCAACAACCAACCGAGCAGCGUAUUACAUCUGAGACUCCAACCGCUUCAUCUGCACCCACAGUUAUCAGCUCAGCAGCAGCCGUCAUAGUCAGCGCAACGUCAACCCAGACGCCCGACAAUGCACCUGUGACGCCCACACUACCAGCAUCUACAUCCCUACCUCCGGCAGUUCCCACCUCGCAGAGCGUAACUCCUACCAUACCAGCAGCAGCAUCUCAAACCCCCACCACUCAACCAAUAGCGGCGAUUCCCACGACACCGGGGGCCAUCAACGCAGCACCAACUUUAGCCGUUUCCGCAGCUACAAAGUCCGGCGCAGCAGGCGGACCCCGCGCAACAGAGCUAGCCGACAAAUCCAAACCCACCACCUCAACCUCCACCCCUUCCCCCGCCGCCAACUCAACAAGCGCACCGCAAGAAACCCGCAAACCCCUCUCAACCUCCUCCAUCACCCUCCUCUCCAUCGCAGGCCUAACCUUCCUCCUUGCAGUCAUCGGGAUCUACGUCUUUCGCAAACUAGGCCUCCGUAAAUCCGAAGAGUUCAAAAACCGUCUGCGGAAUCGGUUCACGGUGUUCAACUUUGCUGGCGGGCAUAAAGCCGCCGCGAGGGGACAUGAGACGACACCGCAGGGAACAUUGGAGAGACUUAACACUACUAGAUCGUUCACGUCGGAUGCGUCGUUGCCUAUUCCCGGGGAAAGAUCGUAUGCGCAGAUGUCGCCUUACGGACAUCAGUUCCUGGCGCCGUCGCUGCAGCCUCCGGCUAUGGCGUAUCAGGGGUACCAUAUGGGCCACGGGCCGUAUGCGAACACUGAUUACUCUGACUAUCCUACUUAUGGGUUGGCGGAUAGGAGGAUGUUGUGAGGCUCUGGCGUAUUGUUGUUUGUUUUCUUGUAUUGGAUUUGGGAAGCCGUACCCCCAUCAUUUCGAGUGUUGUAUAUAGUGUCUUUGUCGGCGGCUUCCUGGAAGUGGGUGUGAACUCCAUCAGGGUGG